Messenger RNA from Aspergillus mulundensis, 927 nucleotides. Its product is annotated as phytanoyl-CoA dioxygenase family protein. The transcript has 3 exons. NCBI's taxonomy places the organism in Eukaryota, Fungi, Ascomycota, Eurotiomycetes, Eurotiales, Aspergillaceae. The record is from RefSeq and is a predicted model, not a curated record. The coding region runs from base 1 to 927 and encodes 308 amino acids.
AUGGCCCCCUCAAAAUCCUUCCCCCCAGGCCUGCAAUACCUCCCCCCGACCAGCGCCCUCGAGGACAUCCUAACCCUGCUCAAACGCGACGGCGCCGUCGUCGUCCGCUCCCUCGUGUCCGAAUCUGAUCUUGACGACGCCUACACAGAAAUAAAGCCCGCCCUCGAAGCCGACGCAGAAUGGGACGGCGAGUUCUUCCCGAAGGAAACCAAACGCGCCAACGGCCUCAUCGGGAUCAGCCCAACCUACGUGCGCUCGCAGCUCAUGCACCCGCUGUUCCAGGCCAUCGCCAACCACUUCCUGACGACGCGGAGCACGUACUGGUGGGGGGAUAAGAGGAAGGAGUCCGUGAGUCUGCCGUAUGUGACGUCCACGGUCGCGAUCCAGGUUGGGCCGGGUGCGACGGCGCAGCCGCUGCACUGCGACAGUUACAUCGGGCACCGGGUUGUGGAUGCGAUUGAUGCGUGGGAUGACGAGCGGGAUUUGAGGAGCCGCGAGACGAGCGUGGGGAUGUUUGUUGCGGGGUGUGAUGUGUGUAAGGAGAAUGGGGGGACGCAGGUUAUAUUGGGGAGUCAUCUUUGGUCGUCCUGCCCCGACACGCCUCCCCCGCAGGAAUCCAUCAUCGUGCCGACCCUGCGCAAGGGCGACGCGUUCUUCAUGCUCACGUCGCUGAUGCACGGCGGCGGGAACAAUACGACCACCGACCAGCAGCGGCUUGUGUGGUGCUCGUUCGCGACGCGCGGGUUCCUGCGGCAGGAGGAGAACAUGUUCCUUGCGGUGCCGCAGGAGGCCGUCAAGCAGUAUGAUCGCGCGGCGCAGCGGUUUACGGGGUACUAUGUUAGUGAGCCGGCUUGUGGGGUUGUUGAGCAGCGGGAUCCGAUCUAUGUGCUUUAUCCGGAGGAGGUGGGGAGUCAUGGGGGUUUCUAG